Messenger RNA from Thlaspi arvense, 975 nucleotides. The record is from the annotation of a GenBank genome assembly. Lineage: Eukaryota; Viridiplantae; Streptophyta; Magnoliopsida; Brassicales; Brassicaceae.
GUUGGCGGUUACGAAAUCCCGUGGGUCGAGAAAUACAGGCCGAGCAAGGUGGUUGAUAUCGUCGGAAACGAAGAUGCCGUCUCGAGACUUCAAGUCAUCGCUCGCGACGGGAACAUGCCGAAUCUUAUCCUUGCGGGUCCUCCUGGAACAGGUAAAACCACUAGCAUUUUGGCUCUCGCUCACGAGCUACUUGGCCCAAAUUACAGGGAGGCUGUUCUUGAGCUGAAUGCAUCUGAUGAUAGGGGUAUCGAUGUUGUUAGGAACAAAAUUAAGAUGUUUGCGCAGAAGAAAGUAACACUUCCUCCAGGACGCCAUAAGGUUGUCAUUCUUGAUGAAGCUGACAGCAUGACAUCUGGAGCACAACAAGCCUUGAGGAGAACGAUUGAGAUCUAUUCAAACUCUACGAGGUUUGCACUUGCUUGUAACACAUCGGCCAAGAUCAUUGAGCCCAUUCAGAGUAGAUGCGCCCUAGUUCGAUUCUCUAGGUUAUCUGAUCAGGAGAUACUUGGCCGUCUCAUGGUGGUGGUCCAAGCAGAGAAUGUUCCAUAUGUACCUGAAGGCCUUGAGGCGAUAAUCUUCACAGCUGAUGGUGACAUGAGGCAAGCUCUGAACAACUUGCAAGCCACAUUCAGCGGGUUUCGGUUUGUCAACCAAGAAAACGUUUUCAAGGUCUGUGACCAGCCUCACCCGCUUCAUGUCAAGAACAUGGUUCGCAAUGUGUUGGAGAGUAAGUUUGACAAUGCUUGUCAAGGCAUGAAGCAGCUAUACGAUCUAGGCUACUCUCCAACCGACAUUAUCACAACGCUUUUCCGUAUAAUAAAGAAUUAUGAUAUGGCUGAGUAUCUGAAACUUGAGUUCAUGAAGGAAACUGGGUUUGCGCAUAUGAGAAUCUGUGAUGGAGUUGGAUCAUAUCUUCAGCUCUGUGGUCUUCUUGCUAAGUUAGCCGUUGUUCGUGAAACAGCGAAAGCAGCUUAA